ACCGAUUUGAUUGAUUGGUCGCCAUUCGAAGAAUAACUGGUUUCCUUUCCCCUGGAAUUAGCCGAAAGUAGGUACAGUGCUGUCGUUCAUCGUGCGCUCGGGCUGAGUGCUACGCAGCGUUUCUCCUAAAUGUUGUCUCGAGAUUGCCUUGGUUGUCGAUGGCGUAGAGGACCCCUGGAUUUGCAAUCCAGUUCUACGGCUCCUGGUGCCUCGUCGCCGGUAGUUAGCUCAUAAUCGUCGGCAUUGAGUCGUAGAACUGUCCAUCAUUUUGAAAAAGCAAAUCCCCACGAAGGUGCCAAUCCUUCGUUUUGCGCGUGCGCUUCUCCUGCCUGGUGUUCUUCCCCCUUUCCCGCGAUUUGUCCUCUUCAUGUGAUCUUUCAAUUUUCUCCCACGAGCGAGCGAAAGCAAGGGAGGCGCUGACGCCAAGGACGAACGAGGGGCCCCCACGUCGAUUCAAGUUCGUACAGAAGUCGAGUUCUUGUGUAUAAGGCGCCCUCGCUCACGCCCACGCCAAGUUGCGGGAGGUUGAAGAAGAAGAGGAGACGACGAUAUCUUAUCGCAGCAGAUAUGACAAUAGCCCGAUCGCUCACUUGUUGUGGCAUUCCGAAAGCGAGAGCGAUGGAGAAGAUGAAGGCGAAAUCAAUGGGAGAUGGAGGUGUCCUCUCCCUUGUCCGUCCUCUCUUCAUGUUGUUCUUCGCUAGUCUGACGGUAAUCUUACUCGAUGGGGAGUGCGCCGCUGCGGGCGGAGGCUCCGGGGGCUCGUUUGAAGUGGGUCCUCCGCGCGGGAAGAUUGAUGAGAGCGUUGUGGUCUCAUCUCUGUUCCGGAGAUUACUGGCCAUUUCGUCUUCCCCCUCUUCCGGCGAUGGUGGGGGCAGCCAGUCGCAGCAGGUGAUGAGCGAUGGGCGCCGCGGCUCGGGGGGGAUGAACAGGACGGCACCGGCGAGUGGCGAAAAGUGGUUGUACCUGAUUAGUUAUCGCAGCCCGGAGGAUUUGGAAAGAGCGGAAAAGAUAUGCGGAGCGACGGCGAUCCUGGUGUCGGGGUCCCGGUUUGCGAUGCUGUACAUGACAGCGGCGGCGGCGGAGAGGCUGAUGCGAGACUCCGCUUUCCCCAUUGUCCUUCCGGUGCCGCCGUACGUUAAGAUCGAGGCAUACAGGUUGGCAGAAAGACUGGGGGCGCUGCAGACCGGAGACGGGGGAGGAGGAAAAGAAGGAACAGUGAAUGCACUCAAAGCGCUGCUGGCGCCUGGAGCGGGGAAGCGGAGGGCGGUGCAGACGAUGGCUCUCAAUUGGCAGACAGAACUUCGAGACGUGUUGCGGUUGGCGGAUACGGCGGAGCUGACGUGUGCAGCAGAGGAUGCGACAGCAAUCAUGUGCUCGCCCAUACCUGAUGGAGGACUCACACAUGCCUCGGAUUGGAUGUCGCAGCAGUCGGCGGUGGUGUUCGUAGAAGAGCAAGCCCGCUACAAGGUCUUCAAUGAAUGGGCGAAGGGAAUCAUGCAGGGAUGGAACGGAACUGGCGCAAUGGUCCGGACGCCAAUAUUCGACCAAGGACUCAGAGGGGAGGGUGAGGUCAUUGGUUUAGCCGAUACCGGCAUUGAUAUGCAGCAUUGUUUCUUUUAUGAUGAAAACAAGCCAAACCCUCCGUACAACAUCCAUGAUCCAUUGCGAAGAAAGGUGGUCCAGUACAUCACGUUUGGUGACUCAACGGAUGGUACUCAAGGUGGCCAUGGAACCCAUGUUGCGGGUAGUCUUGCUGGAGACACCCUCAUAGGAAACCAGUACUCUGGGAUGGCACCAGCUGCUAAAAUAGCUUUUUUCGAUGUUGCAGUUGGUGAUGAUGACAACCUGUUGACUCCAAUAUCACUUGGGCCAAGUUUGUUUGCAUAUGCACGUGAAGCUGGUGCCAGGAUCCACUCCAAUUCAUGGGGAACACCAUACAAUGGCUACGGCUCAGACGCUCGUGCUGUCGACGAGUAUUCAUACAAGAAUGAGGAUGUAUUACUUGUAUUUGCUGCUGGGAAUCAGGGAGAAAAUGGAUCGUCGACAAUUGCCAGUCCUGGCCUUGCCAAGAACUGCAUCACUGUGGGGGCCUCAUACAAUGCAAAACAGUCGUUUGAGAAGCUCGAAGGUGGAGCAGCAGAAGCCCGAAGCAUUGCCACGGUUGCACCAUUCUCUAGCCAGGGUCCUACUACUGAUGGUCGGCUUAAGCCAGAUGUCGUUGCCCCGGGGAUGGUUAUCUGGUCUUCCUAUGCACAGCCAGGUGUGCCACCAGCAGAUAACUGUGCGUUUAGGCCAAAACAGUUUGAUGACCAGUCAAAGCUAAGGAAAACCAAUGUCAAUGCUGCCCCAUUCACAGAUUAUCUCACCAGCUGUUAUCGCGUGCCGUUUGAUGACCGGUCGAAGGCGAAGCUAAAGGCUAUCGCAGAUGAGCAGGCGGCGAAGAUGAAGAGAUUGGAGGAGGAGAUGAAGAGAGUACAACAAGAGGAGGAAGAAAGAAGAAAAGCUGCUAAAGCAGAAGGGGCAGCAGAAGAAGAGAAAGAGAGAAUGAGGAUUGAGAGUGGAGAAGGAAGCAGUGGUGGCAUGAUGAAGUGGGAGACAGAUACUGAGCUGGAGAAGAAGAUCAGCGAGUGGGUCGCUAAUUUAUCGUUGGGGGAAGACGAGGAGGCGGAGUCCUAUGUGACUAAGGAUGAGAAGGCUGCGCUGGCCGCUGAGCUAGCAACCAUGAUAGACCCGAUGGAACGAAGAGAGAGGGAAGACGAGCAAAAGUUAGCAUGGAAGUUGAGAAUGAAGAGGGAGAAAAAGAGGAGGAGAGAGGAAGUGAAUAAGAUGACCGCCGCAGUGGCAAAGGUGCAGGAGUGUAGAGCGGAGGUGCUGGCCCACCCACAUGAUAAGGCCAAGUGGGACAAAGUACUGGGCUAUCUAGAGGUGUUGAGCAAGGCCUGGAUGGAGGAGCGGCAGGCAAGCUGGAGCCAGGAUGUAGCGUUGAGUGCCAUGCGGUCCGGGUUCAGGGAUUUUGCGCGCGAAAUUGUCACCCACAUUGGGGGCGAAGUCAAACAAUUGAGGGACAAUGUAGGGAAGUUUUGUGAGGGCGCAAUUCAGGGUGCCAAAGCUGCAGCCGCUGUAGAAGGAGAGGCCAGACCUCGUAAGGACCCAGUGAAACUUAAGUUCCCAGACGCGUACGGGGGRAAGAAGGACGAGAACUUUGACGACUGGGAGGCCAGUGUCAAUAGUUACAUUUAUUUACAGCAUAUCCUGAUGGAGGAGCAAGUCCUCGUGGCCUUCGAGGCCCUCAAGGACGAAGCGGCUAGCUUCGCCAGGUCUCUCGCGCGUACAGCCGGUUGUGAAAACAACCUGGUUGCGUAUUCCAAAGUCACUCCUCUUUCCCAAUUCCGCAAGCUCCUCAAGGAGCGGUUCGCUGACCCAACGCGAGGUAUUAGAGCCUCUGAUAAGCUCCAAACGAUCCACUCUCAGCAGUGGAGGAGUGCUAAGGCACUCAAGGGUACUAUGGACGACUUGGUAGCCGUCCCGGACCACGGGGUCACUGAGCCCCAGCUGGCCCAGUUGUUUUAUCGUGCCAUUCCAGAGGCCCUGCGCGGGCAUUUCUUUGACAAAUCUCAGCAGGCCGGCAUGACUUACGAUGCAUUGAGUAGAAAAGUCGUCCUGUAUGAGUCGAAGUCUAUGCCAGUUACCACAUUCUGGCAUAAGGACCUGGAGAAGGGGAAAAAGUGGAAAGAUCGUACCAUCUCGGGCCAAGUUAAGGCCAAGGAUCACUUGAUCUUGACAUUAGAGGAGGGUGGUACAGAAGAGGUCCCAUAUGAUCAGAUUGAGUGGGGCCUAGGGGAGGAGUACAGUAGUGUAGGGCAGGGGAGGUCUUACGCUGCUGUUGCGGCUGGAGGGAGGCCGCAAGGUAGAGGAGGAGGCCAGGGCCAAAGGGGCCAGACCAUGGGAGGCCGAGGACCGGGCGCGCAGGGGGUUGGCGGCCAAGGAAACCGCCAAGCGGGAGGUGAGGCCCGUGACAUCCCAUGGCUCACGAAUGUUGUCAAGAUCCUUGUCCACGUCUUUGUAUUCCGCGGGCAAGGCCUUCGUCCUCAGGGGACAUCUGUUGCUACCCCCAUAGUGGCUGGCAUGGCUGCCAUUGUUCGACAAUACUUUCGCCAAGGAUAUUACCCUUCAGGUAUGGCUAGGUCAGAGGAUAGCAUCGUUCCAUCAGGCGCUUUGAUUAAAGCGAUUUUGAUCCACAGUGCACAGCCGAUGGAGGCAUACUUCGACAAGUCAAAGAAACUCCAGGACAUGCCACCACCUCCAAAUAACAUUCAAGGUUUCGGGAGGCCAGCGCUUGAAAAUGUAUUGGUUUUCAAUCCUUCACGAGGCUCGCCCUUCGAACCAUCGACAUUGUAUGUUAGAAUUGGGACUGCAGACAAGAGUGUGUUGACAAAGGGUGUUGCACAUGAAUACAAGAUAUACAUCUACUCGUCGGUUGAGCCUCUGAGAGCAACAUUGGUGUGGAUGGACCCUCCAGCUGCAGCAAAUGCAUUGAGACCAGUGAUCAAUGAUCUUGAUCUCUCUGUUACUGCAAUUGUCAACAACAAGGUUUUCUAUCCAAAUGGGCUCAAUAAUGUUGACGACCUUAACAAUGUUGAAGUUGUCCACGUUGGGAAGCCAGCGAUUGGAAAUUAUACUGUGAAAGUGGCUGGAAGUACAGUCAACACCAAGUCCCAGCCAUACGCUUUGGUUAUAACUGGGUCAUUCCACAUGCCCACUGGCUAUGAUGAAGGCGAUACAAUCAUUAGGGACAAUGGGAACAUGGCCCCGUCGCUUCUUUUGUCAAUAAUUGUGCUGUCCCGGUCCUUCGUUAUUUCCGUGGUGCUUGUCUUCUUCAAUGCCCUUAUUGGUUGAAUGAAUGUGAAUUGGUAUCUCUCCACAUUUGGCCCCAACACCAUGUCCAUGGUAAAAUAUUGUUUCAGGAGGUUGUACACAGUUUUAGAUUGGGCCUCAAUUUUGUACAGCAACCCAUCCUAUGGAACCUUCCGCAAGCUGACAUCAACGUUUUCUACAGUGCAACUGAUGCAUAUCGGUAGUAGGUAGAUACUCAAGCCACGUUCAGAAACUGAACAGGGACUGACUUUUAUGUUAAUCCGUCCCAGUACUUCUGGCAAUCCUGGUCAGAAGAAUUUUGAGGAGCUUCAGAAAAGAUUCUCAAUCUUUUUUUGGCAGUUCCUGUGUUUUACGGUGGUGAGGAUACAUGUCCAUCCUCCGGCUUGGCCGAUUGUUCAAGAGAGGAGGAUCCCUGUCAUACUUGGAUCCCAUUAUCUUCUUUUCAAUCAGUUAAGCCCACAGCCACCAUUUUCCAAAUCCGUACGCCUUGUAGUGUUGUAGACUACUAAUUCAGGAGUGUUACAAAUCGACUUUGCAUCCCAUACUGUGAAAUGAUUUCAAACUCCACGCUGAUUCUGCUCAUCACUACAACCCUCACACCUGAAUUUCUGUGGUCUCCACUUGUGGAGAUCCACGCAAUCAGCGGUGCAUCAGCACGCUGCCUGAAUGGGCUUGCAAAACCCCAGGCAGCUUUCGACUUGGGCCCUGUGACAAUCUUCGGUUGAUUUCCACACAUGUAAAGGCACAUUUGCGCACCUCGAGACCUGUAGCAUGGUCAGGCAAGAUGAACACAUGAUGUUCUUGCUGCUGGGUCUUGUUUCUUUGAAUCAGCGCUGCAGAGCAAUGGGCCAUCGGCGCAUAAUGCAACACACUUUUUUAACAAAACGCCAUGUGCUCC
Molecule: messenger RNA, 5773 nt
Organism: Chara braunii
Lineage: Eukaryota; Viridiplantae; Streptophyta; Charophyceae; Charales; Characeae
Source: the annotation of a GenBank genome assembly